UCAUUGAUUUUAUGGCUUGAUGCAACUAUGUCCCAUCGAGUCACCUUGGAACUACUGAUACCAGCACAUAAAUAGAGAAAUGUAUCGACAUGGUGGUUUCUGCAUCCUGAUGAUAUCCUCAAAACGAUACAUCAUUUCCCUCUGUCACAAAUAUAGUACAGUUGCACUAUGUCUUCAGUUCAAAGCUCUGAAACCCACAAUGGCUUCUCUAUUGCUCCCUUACCCACCAUUGACCAUGCACACCUCGAAGCGAAAGACAGUGAAGAGGCCCAGCGGCUUCUGGAUGCCUGCAAAACCCAUGGAUUCCUCUACCUGGACCUCAGAAAUGUGGGAACAGUCCUAAAUGACUGGCAACGGGUUCUUCGCAUCAUGGAGAAAUACUUCAGCCAGGAUCUCAUGACAAAGAUGAAAGAUGACCGUCGCAGCGAUACCUACGGCUAUGAGCCCUGCGGAACCUCAGCAGGAGCAGUGCCCGGUACACUGGACUUCUACGAGACUCUGAAGAUUGCCCGUUCAGAAAUGUACGAAAAGUCAGCAUCACUCCCGCAAACCGCCAAAGACAAUCUCGAGCUCUUUGACCGCUUCAUCCGAGCCGCUGAUACCAUCACCACGACGAUUCUGGCCCGCCUUUCUGAUGCGUUCAAUCUGUGCUCCGGUUUACGCUUCGAGGACAAACAUCGUCCUGAUGGGAAAUCACGAAGCACACUGACCCUCUUCCGAUAUCCAAAACAAGAGGCGCAGGAGAACAAGGUUGGUCAUAAUAAGCACACCGACAUCGGAACCCUCACCCUCCUGUUUAGUGAGCAAUGGGGCUUGCAGGUUCUUUCGCCUGAGACAUCGGAGUGGAGCUUUGUCGCUCCAAAGCAAGGCCAUGCUGUUAUUAAUGUUGGUGACUCGUUGCGCUUUCUAUCUGGGAAUGUACUCAAGUCGUGCGUUCAUCGGGUCGCGCCCCGGAAUGAGUCUGGUCGUCAAGAGGAGCAUCGGUACAGUAUUGCAUAUUUUCUCAGAGCGGAGGAUGUAGUGCAAUAUAAGGAUAGUAAGGGUCGGGUGAUCAGCGCUAGAGAUUGGCAUGACGAGAAAUAUGAGGUAUUUCGAUUGAGUCAUGAUGAGUCUAAUAGCGACAGGAUUUUGACUGGUGGGAUGGAGAAGGGUGGGCAAUUCAUUGUUUCAACUAUCUCACAGGAUGAGUGAGGUGUAUUUCGUUUCUCCUUCACUUCGUCCGUUGUGUUUUUUCGCAGGCUCGGAAGCCAUGCUUUGGCGUAUUAGGGCUACAGCAAAGUGCAGAUAUAGUGAGGCUGAAGCCAAACUGCUCGAUGCGUGGUCGGUGGUUUUGCUGUGCAAAAUGUUAGUUUAGUUACCCCCAGAUUGAGGCCGUACAUGCAUUUUAUAUUGCCAUGUCUCUUGUCCUGAGAUGAAUUCACUCUGAUUAGUCGCGUUUGUACAUUCCAGACUUGGAUAAACAUAUAUAGCAGAAGUGGUGACUCCUACGCUUCGUGACCCUACUUAUGUUCACUUCCUCCACUAGAUAUACUCUGUGAUAUUAACCUCAAGCAAGUGAUCAACGACCAUUUUUAGGCUGGAAUCUGUCAACUAGCUCUAU
Molecule: messenger RNA, 1600 nt
Organism: Aspergillus pseudonomiae
Lineage: Eukaryota; Fungi; Ascomycota; Eurotiomycetes; Eurotiales; Aspergillaceae
Exons: 3
Coding region: 169-1191 (340 amino acids)
Molecular function (GO): dioxygenase activity
Source: RefSeq, a predicted model, not a curated record